AUGGCACGACGACCUCCCCCCGCGCAGCCGAUGGCUCCCCCGCAGGCGCCCAAUUCUCGACAGAACGAGUACUUCAUUCCCCGCGAUGGCAUCGAUCGCGAAGUGAUCACGGCGGAUAUCUGUCGUUAUCUCGGGAAUGAUGCCCUCGUUCGCCCUGGCACUUACGAUGCCAUGAUCGAGGACCUCAAAGCCGAUUCAGCUCGGUGGGAACAGGAGAGGCGGGCGAAGUCGUCCCGAAACGCCUCCGGAGGUAUCAACGCUCCGAGAGACUCAUCGAAUCCCAUAUACUCUAGAAAAUCUAACUCACCCACCACAGUCCAAUACCACCAUUCGGAUACCUAUGCCAGGAGACAACGUGGCGGACCGUCUGAAUCCAUACCCUUCGGUAGUGGUCGUGAAUUUGAUCCCCCGCCCAGUCAUGAUGGUCCUGGAUAUGCUGGGUACACUCAGCAGGGUGGUGCUGGCCAGUUCAUGCCACAGCAGCAACAGCCCCAACCAGGCUAUCCCGGAGCAAAUCAGAGGACUCCCUAUCCAUCUGGUUACCCUCCGGCUCCCAAUCAAUACUCUCAGCAGGAUCCAGGCUAUGUACCGUCAGGUCAAUCUAACAUGGGCUAUCAGCAAAGUCAAGACACAUGGGUGCAUGGAGCCGCCCGGCCGAUGAACCCCGGAUACAGGGAACCAUCCCAAUACAGCCCUGGUAUGGGCACCCGCGAUCACAUGAUGACCACCCCGCCACAACAAGGAAACUACCCUCCUCCCCAACACUCCCAGCCCGCGUAUGGCGGCCAGGACUACUACGCCCCGGGCCCAGGCGGAGUAUAUCAAACGAUGCCUCAAGAUUCCCUCUAUGGUCGUGGUGGAGCGUACCAAGAUCGAGCGCCUAGUGCACCAGUGUCAAAACCGCCUGAGCGGUUCUCAACGACGGCCCCUUCUCAACCCCCUCCUGAAGUAUACGGUGGACCCAUGCAAGGACAAAUGCCAGGCCAGAUUCCAAGCCAAAUGCAAGGACAACAAUUCGAUGACCCUUCUAGGAACCACGACCAGACUUCAGUGCCUCCUCCCCCACGGCGACAGGAGACGCCGAAGCACCAAUCCUACAAGAGUGGUGGCGGACUUCGAUAA
This is a messenger RNA of Scedosporium apiospermum, 1122 nucleotides long. RefSeq lists its product as uncharacterized. The record is from RefSeq and is a predicted model, not a curated record. The transcript has 2 exons. Bases 1 to 1122 code for a protein of 373 amino acids. Lineage: Eukaryota; Fungi; Ascomycota; Sordariomycetes; Microascales; Microascaceae.